AUGGCUUCUCUUACCCUUAACAUCCCAAGGGAACCUCGUGCCCAAAUAUUUAUUAUAGGAGCGUUAUUACUGCUCUGCAUUGGAGCUAUUUUCGUCGCGACAAAUGCUUCAUUUGCAUCGAAGAACAUAGAACAUUCGAAAGAAGACGAAAAUCCAAGCACGCUUAAAUCGUUCUUGAGAUUCUUUUAUGCUUCGUUUCUCAAACCACAUAGUGGAGAUGGGACCGAAAACGGCCAGCAGGAUGCUCUGGAAAGCUUCUAUAAAGCACAGGCGGGGGUUUAUGAUGCGACGAGGAAGAGUUUGCUGAGGGGAAGAGAGGAUAUGCUCGCACUGGUGGCGGCACAGUUGGUUAAUAAGGCGAGUAGGGAACGUACUCAUGAUACGAAACGCAUUUGGGUUGAUAUUGGUGGUGGCACCGGAUGGAAUAUCGAGGCCAUGUCUGAAUAUGUCUCGGUCCCAGAGUUUUUCUCCAGCGUUUACCUCGUUGACUUUUCUCCAAGUCUUUGUGAUGUUGCACAAAAGAGAUUCAAGCGUCUUGGCUGGACUAAUGUCAAGGUCGUAUGUCAGGACGCUCGCACCUUUCGUCUUGAAGAUCACGAAGAUAUAGAUAUUGGAGCUGUUGGCUUCUCGCCGUCGCCCACUUCGAAUUAUUUCUCGGACUCGGACGCUAUUGGCGGUGCAGAUCUUAUUACUUUGUCCUACAGUUUAUCCAUGAUCCCUGACUUUUAUUCUGUCAUCGAUUCUCUGGCAAAUUUACUCGCUCCUUCAGGUACAAUUGGUGUUGUAGAUUUCUACGUCCAAUCCAUCGUGGAUCUCAGCUGUAGAAACUACACAGGCGGCGUGAUAAACCGACAUGUAAAUUGGUUGGGACGGCUUUUCUGGCGCGCCUGGUUCGAUGUCGAUCGUGUGAAUCUAGAGGCUGGUCGUAGAGACUACCUCGAAUAUCGAUUCGGAACUGUCCUCAGCGCGGACUCGAGAAACUACCUUUUAGGUUCUAUUCCUUACUACAUGUGGCUUGGAUGUCAAAAAAAACCUGCAUCUUCACUCGCAGCUCCAAAUUAUCCCCAUGAAAUCGUGGAGCGCCUUGAUGCAGCUGCAACAGAAUCGCCAUACUUAUCACCAAUCAACCAUACAAACACACUAUCCCGCACGGUGGAUAGAUCAACACCGCCGGAGAUCCGAUCUAAAGCAUUCGAAGCGGCCAUCAUAAAUCUCUCGGCAAAUCUACCACUCCCCUCCUUUUUCUACCAAAACCAUCACUGGCGAAUCCACUACGACGAUCAACUCAAGAAACAUACCCAAUUCAAACAAGAGUACAUCUACGCCUUCACAUGGGAAGACACUCGCGUGGACGAACGUCUUCUCAAUAUCACACGCGAUGACGUUAUUUUAGCAAUAACAAGCGCAGGCGACAAUAUCCUCUCCUACGCCCUUAAAUCCCCUCGUCGAAUCCACGCCAUCGAUCUCAACCCCAAUCAAAACCAUCUCCUCGAACUAAAAGUUGCUUCCUUUACCGUCCUCCCCUAUUCCGAUUUCUGGAAACUGUUUGGUCUGGGAAAACAUCCCCAUUUUCGCGAACUACUCCUAACACGCCUCUCGCCUCAUAUGUCUUCAAGGGCAUUUCAAUACUGGAUAAACAAUACCCACGUUUUCACCACCAGUUCUCGCGGUCUCUAUGAGACCGGAGGUUCCCGCCACGCCAUUCGCGUCAUUCGUCUCCUAUCCCAAAUCCUCGGUUUCAGUUCCGAGAUCAAGGCAUUACUCACCUCCAAAACCCUUAACGAACAACGGGAAACCUGGCAAACGAAGAUUCGUCCCAUAAUCAUGAGUAGACUCUUUUCCUACCUCAUUGUAUCUCAAGAAACGUUUCUCUGGAAAGCGCUUGGGGUUCCCAAAAACCAACUCCAUAUGCUGGAGGCAGAUCAUAUCGCUUCUGAAUCUGUGGCGCGAGAUUCUUCACCGCUGCAACAUUCGGCGAGGGAAUUGAAAAAUAGUAAGGGGCGUGCCGUGUGGGAUUAUAUGAUUCAGACUCUUGAUCCAGUUAUUGAGACUUCGUUGAUCGGUGAAGAUAAUCCUUAUUAUCUCGUUUGUCUCCAGGGUUCUUAUACCCAGAAAUGUCACCCCGACUAUUUGCGUCCAAAAUCGCAUCAGAAACUUAGUCGUCAUGAUGCUUUUGAUGGGUUGAGAAUCCAUACCGAUGAGAUUGAUGAAGUGAUACAAAGAAUUGCGCCUGGCACACUGACUAUUGCGGUGGUUAUGGAUAGCAUGGAUUGGUUUGAUCCGGGAGCUGAGGCCGCGGAAAUGCAAAUUAGGAAGUUGAACAGGGCGUUGAAGAUGGGAGGAAGAGUAUUGUUGAGGAGUGCGGCAUUGAGGCCGUGGUAUAUUGCCACGUUUGAGAGAUUAGGUUUCAUGACAAAGAGGGUGGGCGCGAGAACUGGAGGGGCUUGUAUUGAUCGUGUUAAUAUGUAUGCAUCUUGCUACUUGUUAACCAAAGUUGAAGACCUGGAGCCAUUGACCCCAAGAGCAAGUCCUUCGGGUAUUCCAGCCAGACAAGCGACCAUGGAUCUGGAGAAGUUGGAGAUUUGA
Sclerotinia borealis F-4128 is the source of this 2586-nucleotide messenger RNA. The record is from the annotation of a GenBank genome assembly. Lineage: Eukaryota; Fungi; Ascomycota; Leotiomycetes; Helotiales; Sclerotiniaceae.